AUGGUACAGUUCAAAUCAAGCAAUACGCUAGCAAAGCAAAUUAAAUAAAGAAUUCUGAAUAACCAUAAAGAUAAAGAAAAUCCAUUUGAGAAAGUUUUAUAAUCUCCUUAGAAUGAAAAUAGGUAUAUGGAUAGGAAUAAAGCUCCAUUGAUUUACAGUUAUCAAUCAACUAAUAGCUAAGCAAAUAGUGAGUGCCCUCCGGGAAGAAAAAAUAAAGCACGGGUUAAACUGGAUGAAAAUCAGAAUCCUUAUAAAAAUGAAAAAAUCAUUCACAAGAAAAGUUUCGAGGGCUACUAAGGACCAAGCAGUCCAACAAAUGCAAUUAGAUUUAUCAAUCAAGUAAUGAGUUUCAAGGAUGUAAUGAACGAUAAAUAUUAUAAGCCGAAUAGACCCUCUGUUGGAUAUGGUUCAUCACCUUAGGCAAGCUCCACCACUUCCAGUAAAUAUUGCUUUUCAAAUAGGUCUAGUAACUUAUCAGCGAAGCAAUAGGUACUGCCUGAAUCAAUCCAUCAUAAAUCGAUCCAAUUGUAAUCAUAGCGGCCAUCUCAUGGAAGAUAGAGUCAGAAAAAGACUACUACUAAUUCAACUUCAACUAAAAUCUUAGGUCAGAAUAAUCAAGUGAUUCUUUAAGCUAAUAGACCUUAAGUCAUGAAUCUUAAUCGAUAAUAAUCUCCUUCGAGUUACAACCCAGUAUAAGUGAAUCUCACUAUCGCAGAAGAAAAUUAUGGUCCAUAGCAAAAGCAAGCCAUAGUUGAAACUCCUAAAUUCAAUCAAUAUUAUACUCUACUAGGUAAACACCAUUCAAAAAUAACAAGAUCGAACACAAGAAGUAAAUCACUAGUGAAAAGUUAAAUUCUGUAAUGUAACAGUAUGUCUAACAAUUAUGAGAACUCUAAGAGUAAUCGUUACAUCAGCAAUCAAAACUAGAAUAGCUUUGAAGAACAUCUAGACUAAGAGAUCUAUUAUCAGCUAAAUAAUGAGAAUAUCGGAAACGGGAUACCAAUGAAUGAAAAAUUUUAUAGACAAAACACUGCUUCGAUUAAUAACACUUCUUAAUUAGAUUAAAACUAUAAUAUGAUGGCGAGUUUUAAAUAAAAUCGAUUCUUUAUGUAAUCUCACAGUAGUUGCUCUCAUCAUGAGGAACAAAUAUCAAAUGAUCCAUAAUCAAGUUAGGGUAAGAGAAGAAGAAAUAAGGUAAUUAAACUUAAGAAAUCUGACAUUAAGUUCCAACAAGAUUAAUUGAAAAUGAGGAAUGAUAGUAGUACAAAUAACGCCAAAAUCUGUAUAGUGGAUAUUGGAGCUUAAAGUCCUAGCUAGUAGCCAAGACAGAGUAAAGUAAAAACUAGGAAAGCCACUAUUGAUUAGAUAAAUUUCCCUAACUCUGGCGGAAUAAUGAUUGGGUCGCCUAAGAUGUAAUAGAAAUAAUAGCAAGCAAAAAAUUAGUGUGAAAGCUCAAUUUUAUCAUCACAGUCAUCGAAUAUGAGCGAUAAUGAAGACAUUAAAAUAAGCUACAUUAAUAGUAAAACUUAAAUCAAUAAACUACAAUUCUCGAGAGAUGCAAUAGACAAUUAUCAGCAAUAUUUGAACCAAGAUUAUUAGCCUACAUAGAAAUAGGCUAAGAGUGUCAGAAAGACUAAAUAAGUCAAAUAAUUAAGAAAUCAUGAAGAUGUUUAGAGUAUUAAAGUCAUCCCUCGAUUCUCUAAAGUGCAGUUCAUCAAUUUGAAUAAUCAGAAUCUUGAUGAAAUUCUUAAGGAAUGCGAAGUGUAGCAAUAAUAUAAACAAGAUGACAGCUUAUUUAAGACUAUAGAGAAAACGAUAUCUGGCUAAUCAACUUAUAGGGAUUAUACAUACAAAGGAUAGACUAGACUUUAAGUUGAAGUUAUGCCUACUUCUGGAAGAAAUGAUCAUUUUAGUAUUGCCAAAUCUGAAUUUCUUCAAAUUAGCGGUUUAAAAUCCUCAAGGCAGCAAGAUACUAUCCAUCAAUCUCUAAUAUAGACAUAGUAAAAGAGUUUCAGUAAUAAAAUCAGUUUUAAUUAACAGCAAAUGGCUUAAGCCAGCCAGUCAUCUCCUAAUUAGCAACAAACUCUAGAAUCUAUAGAAUAAAGUGGAAACAAAUUUUAGGAAUUAGUGAUUAAACACAAGGUCUAAUCUUCUUAAAUCAAUACAAGAAAAAGUCUCAUGCAUUCAUCCAUCAACAUUGAAAGCGAUGGUUUUUCAAAUUAGAUCAGAAUGAUGCAAGAUAAAUUUCUGACACAUAUGCAACAAAGUAGCAGGUCAAAAUUAACUAAGGUUUUAGGUAAUGGACAAAUAAUGCAAUAGAUUAUCAUACUUCUGAACCCAAGAGAAAUGUGCAGACUCUCCAUCGUACUAAAUAAUAAAAGGCUCGGUUCCUUACUAAUAGAGUUCAAUAUUCAAUAUAAUAAGUGGAUUCUCAAUUUAGACAGUUCAAAAAUGAUAAAUAUAUGGAGAGAAAGAUUUAUUCCAAGGGUUAUUUCUUAUGACUUAUCUCAAUAUUAUAUAAGUCUCUCCUCUUGCAAAUCUCAAUAUGAUUUUGAAAUUGAAAAAGACAUAGAGCGAACCUUCCCUAACGAGAAAUAUUUUUAUAAGGGAUCCUAAAAUUAUUAUAAAAUGCUAAGAGUACUGAGGGCAGUCGCAUAUCAUAUGCCUUAGGUAGGCUAUGUGCAAGGUUUUAAUUUCAUCGCAGGAAGUUUGAUGAAACUUCUGAAAAAUGAGGAAUAGGUGUUUUGGAUGUUUAUAAAUAUUUUAACUUGGCGAGGCCUCUACUAAUUAUAUACGGAUGGCAUGCCACUUCUGAAAUUAAUGCAGUACUAAUUGAAUUGCUUUGUUCAGAACCUGUUGCCAGAAGUCGAGUUGUAUUUGAGUAAGAGAAAUAUAUUGCUAGAGUACUUCAGCUCUCAAUGGUACUUAACUUUAUUCUCGUUCGAUUUCGGGCUCAAUUUUUUUAAGAACUUUUUGAAUUAAAUGCUUUAGUAUGGACCAUAAUUUAUGAUACAGCUAUCCCUAGCUCUAAUUAAUUAUAUUUCUCCUGAGCUUUUGAAAAAAUAAUCUAUGGAGGAUGCUAUGGAAUUUUUGAAGGAUUUUCCGUAGCAGAUAAACUUACCUAUAAAUGAAAUAUUUGAGGCAGCACUUUAAUUUACGCAAGUUACAACGUAGCGAUUAAAUGAACUGCAAAUAAUUUAUAGAACAAGCAAAAGCAAAAAAAGAAUUCUAUUUGUUAAAGAUUAGGAUCAGGACAUUACGAUUCUCAAAACCUUACCUAAUCUUCCAGAUGAUGAAUAAAUGACAGAGUGUAAUGUGGAAGAGGACUCUGAUGAUUAAAAAGAAGAAGAAGAUGAGUACUCACCUAAAGGAAAAAAUAAUAACAAGAGAUAAAUUAAUAACUCAUUUUACUUAAACAAUGUAUCGUAAAUGGAAAUCAGACCAAACAGCGGAUUAGACUCAGUGAAGGAUAGAAAAACAUCUAGCAGACUAUUUAGAUUUCUUGAUAAUCAGGAUACUAUUGAGGAUCAGGAUGUUUAAUUGAUAUUAGAGGACCCAGAAGGAGAGUCAGUGAAAGAUAUGCGCUUUGAAGAUUACUAAUUUUACUCUAAUUAAAGUAAUGAUAGAACAAGACUCACCAGACUUAAUUAAAAUAUAUCAAGCACGACCAAACUGCAUCAAAUAAAAGAAAAUUAAGCAUAGAUUGAUGACCUUUCUGAUGCGACACCACUAAUUUCAUAUUAAAGAAUCCUCACUUCAAGAUUUGGGAACACAAAAUAUUAGAUAAUAAACAACUGUAAUUUAUAGGAAAGCUCAGAUCAGAACCCUAUCCUUAAAAUAUACUAAAAUAAUUCUUAAGUCCAACCAUCUCAUCAGAGUCAGUGUAAACAAACACAGGAAACAACUAAGCACUCUAAAAAGCUAUCUGAAGAGCUAUUACAUCAUAUGUCGAGAAGAAGAUUUCUGCACUCUCCUUCAGUUGAUAAUUUAAGAUCCUCAUUCAAACUUAACUAAAAAAGAUAAUCAAAAGUAUCAGUUAUAUAUACACCCAAUUCUGAGGAUAUCGCAGAAUCAGAAAGAAAACCAGUAAAGAACGCUUAGAAUAGAAUUUAGAUAGAUUAAUUCAAUAAUAAUUUGGUCGUUAGAAAGCAAUAGAGCAUCGAACACUUAUUGGAAUUUGAGAUUUAAGAUCCUUAGGUUGACGAGAGUCAUAACAUAUCCAAUAUUGAGGAGUUCAAUAACGAGCUUGAUUUUUAGUCGGUAAAUGAUAAGUUUCAGAAUACUUAGCGAUAUACUACCAGGCGAGACUAAAGAGAGGAUCUCUCAGAAAGAGAGACUCUCAAGUUGUCUUGGACAAAAACGAGGCCUCUGAACAGAGAGAAUUUCUAAGUGUAAUAGUUUGAACUCGACAAAAAGGGAUCUCACUUUAAUACUCCAUAUAAUUAAUAAACUAAUAGGUCAAACACAAUACUUUAAGAAAAGAGAAUAAAUAAUCCAGUAAAUAGUUUUGACCUAAGACGCAAUAACAGGAUGACUGAGCGGGCUAAAAUAAUCAAUGAGAAUCAGGACCCUAAUCAAGGAGGCAGCUAAGAAUUAUUCUAAGGAAUAAAAAGUAUAAGGCAAGGAUAAAGCCUUCAAAGGUCAUAACUUAUAUCCCAAAUUAAUCAUUCUUAAGAAGAAAUUUCAAAUUCAUAAAAAAGUAAACUACAAGCAAAAUAAAUAAACAAUUUCUAUCGAUUUUCUGCUACAUAGAAGAACCCUUAAUCGAAGCUUGCUUAGAAGAACUUAGAAAAAUAGAGGAAUAAGAUUCUACACAAUUGGUCAGCUAAUAACAACAAUAUGUAGGCCAACAACAAUAAUAUUAACAACAAUCGAGAAUAGGGUGAGAUAAACUAGGGUAUGAAGAAAAGAGCAACUGAAUAAGUAGAAGAGGUAAUAAAAUCAAUGAAAACCUCUUAAAUCGCCUAGCCCAUCACAAAAGUAAACAAGAUUUCCACAAAAUUAACAGCUAUUAACACUUAAUUUAACAAUAUCCCAUUAUCUGGAAGAGAUGAGGGGCAGUCUUUGUCUCACAGAUCUCUGAUAUAAAAGAAUAGUUGCUAUCUUUAGGUAAAUGGAGACUAUGAUUCAUAUUAUUUAAAGGGUGGUCUAGGUAAUGCUUACAGCGGUUAAAACUUACUCUCACCUCGUACUGUUGCUAACUAGAAGCAAAGUUCAAAGCUUGUUGUUCACAAAGGGGAUAACUUUUACGAGGAAGCAGAGUUGACUACUAUAGUUACUCCAAAGGAAAGUUUUUACGGUGGCGGGAUCCGCUUAAACUCUCAAUUGCUAAUUACUUGA
Messenger RNA from Stylonychia lemnae, 5340 nucleotides. Lineage: Eukaryota; Ciliophora; Spirotrichea; Sporadotrichida; Oxytrichidae. The record is from the annotation of a GenBank genome assembly.